Stegodyphus dumicola is the source of this 4517-nucleotide messenger RNA. RefSeq lists its product as uncharacterized. Lineage: Eukaryota; Metazoa; Arthropoda; Arachnida; Araneae; Eresidae. The record is from RefSeq and is a predicted model, not a curated record. Gene Ontology annotation, molecular function: DNA-binding transcription repressor activity, RNA polymerase II-specific; RNA polymerase II cis-regulatory region sequence-specific DNA binding. Gene Ontology annotation, cellular component: nucleoplasm. Gene Ontology annotation, biological process: regulation of transcription by RNA polymerase II.
AAAAAAAAAAAAAAAAAAAAAAGAACAAUAUACAUGCAACGCGAGAGGAUUUGGGACGCCUCUGAUUUUUCGCCAUGUUUUCAGAAAGACUUACGCGGUGCAAAACAAGACAUCUAGGUACAUUUAUCAGCGCUAAUGAGCAUGCGCACUACAUUUGGAGCCAUUUCUGCUUUGAGAUGUCAUUGUUUGCUAGAUAUCCGCAGCGUUCAUGGGCUUAUGAUCUCUGUCGUGUGCAUCUGGAAGCAUUGAAUGCGAAGGUUUUGUUCUAUUGAGCAAAAUAAUUCGCAAACUGUGUACUAAUGUGAAAUAUAUUUGGAACUUUUAUCUUCCAAAUGCUAAGCACUUAUCAAUUUUAGAAAAAUCAUAUAAUGUAGUAUAUAUAAUUGCAUUAAUCUAUAAUUAAACGUGUUUAUAUUUACAUAGAAAAGAGAUCAUAUUUGUGUCAAGUAUCGCAAACUGAUUUUUAAUAAAUUACUUAUAUCACAAUAGAUAAGAUUUACGCAGCAUACUAUCAUUAUUUUCAAAAACAUAACCACACAUGAAUUUAGGCAAUAUAUUGAAAGAUAGUAAGAAGGAUCCGAAAAUACUUGUAAUAAAAUUUUUGUUAACUAUUUUAGUUCCGCUCAGAAGGUGAAUAUCCUUUGCAUGUAGGAUGCAAGUUAUAUCACAUGCAGGCUGUCAGCUUGCAGUAUACGGAUGAAACUUCAUGCCUACAAAUUAUGCCAACAAUCAUUUGGAAAAAGUUGUAUUUUAAAGUCAAUAUGUUUGAAAAGAAAAAAACCUCUGUGAAGUUAUUCAUGAUUUCUGCAAAACGAUACUGAAAGAAUAAGAAUAUAAUGCUUAUACACCAGAUGGGAACAUGUAUGGGGUGUGUGACAAAUCAUAUGGACAAAAGGGCAUUUAAUCAAGCACCGGCUUAUUCAUGUAGCAGAUAAACCUCAUGUAUGUGAAGUAUAAAUAAUUUACAUUAAGAGGCCGUAUUCAUAUUAAAAGUCCAUUAAAGCAAACAUAUGCUUAUUCAUAUUAAAAGUCCAUUUAAAUAAACAUAUGCUUAUUUACACAGAACAGAAACCUCAUGCGUGUGAAAUAUAUUUUGAGUCAUUUAGGCUAAAUGCUGCUUUAAAUAAGCAUAUACUUUUUCACACAGGAGAGAAAUAUCUACUUAAGCAUCACAGGUGUCAAGUAUGUAGUAAGUCAUUCAUACAAUGUGGAAUUUAAAGACACAUAUGUUUAUUCAUACUGAAGAGGAACCUUACGUCUAUGAGAUAUGUAACAAGUCAUUCAGACAAAAGUUUAAUUUAAUCCAACAUAGGCUUAUUCAUACUAGAGAUAAACCUCAUAUGUGAAGAAUGUAACAAGUCAUUUAAACAAAAGGGUCUUUUAAACAAGCAUAUGAUAAUGCCCACAGAAGUCAAACCUCACAUAUGUGAGGAGAGUAGCAAAUCAUUUGAACAAAAGUCUGAUUUAAAUGAGCAUAUACUUAUUCACACAGAAGAUAAACCUCAUGUAUGUGAGAUAUGUAAGAAGUCAUUUCGACAAAAGCAUCAUUUUACCAACCAUAUGCUUAAUCACACUAGAGAGAAGACCUGGUUAUGUUCAGUGUGUAACAAAUCAUUCAGAUUAAAGUAUCAUUUAAAUUGGCAUAUGCUUAUUCACACAGGAGGAAAACCACAUCUGUGUGAGAUAUGUGAGAAAUCAUUCAGACUUAAAUGUGACUUAAACAAGCAUAUGCUUAUUCAUACAGGAGAGAAACCUCAUGGGUGUGAUGUAUGUAACAAAUCAUUUAGAGUUAAGGGUGAUUUAAAUAAGCAUAUGCUUAUUCACACAGGCGAGAAACCUCAUAUGUGUGAUGUAUGUAACAAAUCAUUUAGAGGUAAGGGUGAUUUAAAGAAGCAUGUGCGUAUUCAUACAGGAGAGAAACCUUAUGUGUGUGAGGUAUGUAACAAGUCAUUCAGACGAAUGUAUAAUUUAAAUCACCAUAUGCUUCUUCACACAGGAGAGAAACCUUUUACAUGUGAAGUAUGCAACAAAUCAUUUAGAACAAAGCAUGUUUUAAAUGAUCAUAUCUUAAUUCACACUGGAAAGAAACCUCACACGUGUAAGGUAUGUAACAAAUCAUUCAGACAAAAGUAUGAUUUAAGUGAGCAUAUGCAUAUUCACACAGGGGAAAAACCUUAUGCGUGUGAAAUAUGUAACAAAUCAUUCGGUCGCAGGUGUCAUUUAUACAACCAUAUGUUUAUUCACAGAGAAGAUAAACCUCAUGUAUGUGAUGUAUGUAACAAGUCAUUUGGAUCCAAGUAUCAUUUUACGAGGCAUAUGCUCAAUCACACAGGCGAAAGGCCCUGUGUGUGUGUUGUAUGUAAUAAAGCAUUCAGAGUAAAGUAUGAUUUAAAAAAGCAUAUGCAUAUUCACACAGGAGAAAAACCUCUUGUGUGUGAGAUAUGUCAUAAAUCAUUCAGACAAAAGUGGGAUUUAAAGAAACAUAUGCUUACUCAUACAGGAGAGAAACCUUAUAUGUGUGAGAUAUGUAACAAAUCAUUCAGCUUAAAGUCUAGCUUAAACAGGCAUAUGCUUAUUCACACAGAAGAGAAAUCUCAUGUAUGUGAGCUAUGUAACAAAUCAUUCAGAUUUAAGUAUAAUUUAAGGAAUCAUAUGCUUAUUCACACAGGAGGAAAGCCUUAUGUGUGUGAGGUAUGUAACAAAUCUUUCAGAUUUAAGUUUGAUUUAAACAAGCAUAUGCUCAUUCAUUCAGGUGAGAAACCUCAUGUGUGUGAGGUAUGUAACAAAUCUUUCAGAUUUAAGUUUGAUUUAAACAAGCAUAUGCUCAUUCAUUCAGGUGAGAAACCUCAUGUGUGUGAGGUAUGUAAUAAAUCAUUUAUACAAAAGUCUAGUUUAAGUAAACAUGUGCUUAUUCACACAGGAGAGAAAUCACAUAUGUGUGAGGUAUGUAACAAGUCAUUCAGAUUUAAGUCUGAUUUAAACAGGCAUAUGCUUAUUCAUACAGGAGAGAAACCUCAUGUGUGUGAGGUAUGUAACAAAUCAUUCAAAUUUAAGUGUAGUUUAAAUAAGCAUGUGCUAAUUCACAAAUCAUUCAGACAGAUGCAGAUGUUUGAUUUAAACGAGACUGUGAAUAGUCGCACAGAAGAGAAACCUCAUACAUGUGAAAUAUGUAACAAAUCAUUUAAAGCAAAGCAUGUUUUAAAUGAGCAUAUCCUUAUUCAUGCUGGAGAGAAACUUCACACAUGAUUUAUGUAACAUAACAUAUAUAGAGAAAAGUGUCAUUUGUUAAAAGUGACAUAUGAUUUGACAAAAGUGGCAUAUGAUUGUUCAUACAGAAGAGGUAUAUUAUGAAUUAUAUAUAUAGCCAAUCACUGGAAGAAAAACAUUUUAAGAAAUAUAUCUAUAGUGAAUACGAGUCUUAUGCUUUUCAAGAAAACUAGUUUAAUAAGAACCUUCACUUAUUUGUUGAGUCUUGGGCAUGUUGUAAAGAAACCUCAUUUUAUGAGUUGCAUAAGUUGUCAUUCUAUCUAAAUGCUUAAUAAAUCAUUUAUUUAUCUCUGAUGUUUCGGCAAUAAAUCAUGAGUCAUUUUAGAAGAUUGCUGGCUUAUGAUAACAUUGAAUUACCUAUGUUAUUUAACAAGGGAAGAAAGUUUUAAAAAGGUAUGCCUAGACUAAUUGAAAAGUUACUAGACUGAUAUUCAGAGACUGAUACUAGACGUGCUGACAUUUCUGACUUACUUAUUAGAAUUGAACCUGUGAUAUAACCUAUCCUUUGAAUGUUGAAAAUGUCGAGAAAGGAGAUAUUGAAAGUCAGGUUAGAAAAUCAAGUUUAUAUGCUAAGUGGUGUAGGUUUAAAAGAUCAGUUUUUAACUAUAUUGCUAAUUCCACAGUAACGAUGUACAGCUUAUGGUGGUUUUUUAGCAAAACCGAAGCUCCUGGUUUAAAAAGGUUUUUUUCCAUUUUUUCUCUUGUUUACAAAUGUUUCAAAUAUGCUUUUAUGUAAUAGUCCUUGUUUAUUUACGCUUAUGCAUUUUGUGUUAACCUUUUCACAAGAAUGUGUUAUGUUGGUCUUCAUUUUUAUGAAAUUCUGAAGCUUUGCUGCUAAGUAAUUCAUCAUUAUAUGUAUUCUGUAACUUGCAAGUGUUUUUGUGGUAAACUUGGCUCUUAGUAUAAUAACAGAGUUCAGUUACAGGUAUGGGAUUUUUCAUAUUUAAAUGAUAUGCCAGUUAAUUUCUCAUCUUCCAUAUGCAGAAUUUACUUCUAUUUCCCAGUUUUUAAGGUCAAGCCUAUAUAACAUGAAAUUCAAAGAGAUAAUACUGACAAAAAUUAGUGUAGGCUUACCACAUUUAAAACUGAGAAAGAGGGUUGCAAACCCUAACCAAUUUUAUCAAUUCUUGCAUGUUGCGCGGCAACCUACCAAUUUUCAUUCAAAAUUUCUUGAAUACUAGAACUUUUCAAGUAAGGAUUGGCUCUGUUUUGUCAGAUAUUUUUUAACAGAAUGAGGGUGUGCCUCAAGG